GGGAAGCAUAAAAGCAGUGAGCUUUGGGGCUACCAACAGUUGAGAACUCAAGUUCCAACGGAGAGGGCAAAAUGAAGACAUCCGUUAUUUUGGUUCUGUUUGGCUUUGUACUCGCUGUCGGCUUUUCAGUCGCAGUAACUGAAAAUGAGUUGGCCGAGAUAGCAGAUGAAUAUGAAGCAGAAAAACUUCGAGGGUAAGUUGCAUCAAAAAAAUAACUGGAAAUGAGAACUGUAGUUACAAAAUGGACUGAAAUAAAAGAUGCCACUUCUACCGAGUUUCUCCUGUUUCAAAGAAGAAUAGAAAUUAAAUUAUGGACUGGCAAUUCCUCCGAAGACAAUUCAUUAAGCCAAAGGAAGGGGGGGGGGAACAGAAAUUUAUUGACGAUUUCCUUUUUAAGUUAUGGAAUCUAAGGUUAAGUUCAUAAAUGAAUUUUUAUCUGAAAGUGGAUUAUGUUUUAGACUUAUGGGCAAUUCUGAAGUGCUUCAUUGGAAAUGGUUUCAUUAUUUUUUCUUCAUAUUUCAGCGAAUACGACAUGAAAGAGAACGAUGGAGAGUUCGAUGAAGAGGAUCUAGAGGACAAUGAUAUGGCAAUCGCCAGAAGGUACGUUGAGGAAGAUAAAAUCAUUUUUGAUAGUUUUGGAAACUUGUGCGGUCAAAUGUUCUGAGUGACGACUCUCAGCAGAAAAUGUAGUCAGGGUCUUAAAGUAGUUGAGAAGAAUUGGUUACCUUAACAGUAACACUUGCAAAUGGUUAGAUGUUCUAGUCUCCUCGGAAAAGGAUGAUAAACCGUCUCCUGCAUUUCCUCGCUAGAGUAGGGGACGUAGCUUCUGGUGUUGUGCUGUGACCUCGAUGUUGAUCAGUUAUAUAGGCCCCCAUUUAAACCAGCUCCAAUAAAUAACCAAUUCGUUCAAGUUUAUCUUUUGUAAUCUUUUUUCUGUAACUCAUUAAAAGCGAAUUGGCCACCGAAGACGAGGAGUUUGACGAAAGAGCAUUCGAUAAUGACGAUGAUAGAGACGAAGUUAGUGACGAAGGUGACGUAACAGCAAUGGAAAAGUCAGCUGACCCCUUUAUUCGCUUUAGACGUAUUGGACGCAGAAUAGGACGUAGGAUCAGACGUCGUGUUCGUCCUGUUCGUCGAACAAUUCGUCGUGCAAUUCGUCGUGGUCGUCGUAUAUUUCGUCGUUUUCGCGGCUAACGCGGCCAACGAAGACCAUUUCUGUGAAGGUAAGUAGAAAUGAGAAAUGGGACUUGCAGCUCAUUCUCUCACUCAUCUCGAAGACAUAUAUAACUCGGUUUCCUGAAGGAGGCGGUAGCCACAAAAAUAGCUUAAAGGCUUUGGAGGAGUUCUAACUUUCAUCAUAUCGAUAGCUGUUUGCUGCACUAAAAUGAGGUAACUUUUGACCAACCCGAAGAGUGACUAGCAUCUAAAUUCUCCUUAAAAUGUCCUUCCUUAAUCACACAUUAAGGUCGCGAGAAUAAAGGAAACGAUCACCAACUAAAGAAGUUGUUGACUGUUAAAAAAAUUCCCCUUUUCAGCCGCUUAGGAAUUUUAUAAAGAACAGUAUGGAGAAUGUACAUACUAAUGUUAAAGUGUAAAGGAUUAAGAGUGACCCUCAUUAGUACCUAGGUUUGACUUUUCUCUUCCCUGGCAGGUCUUGAUGAAUACCAACCUCGAAAAUGCAUGAGUGAAGAACUUGGAACGACUAAUAGGACAGUUUUUAUGUUUCGGAAUAUUGUAAUACUUCUAAAAAAUAAAACUCCUCACCUGCUGAUGAAGUAUAAUGAGGAGGAAUUAAUGAAGUAGUAGUUAAAGAAAAUGUGAUUUGCUAUAAGUUUGCGUCAACAGAAAUAAAU
This is a messenger RNA of Pocillopora meandrina, 1853 nucleotides long. The record is from the annotation of a GenBank genome assembly. Lineage: Eukaryota; Metazoa; Cnidaria; Anthozoa; Scleractinia; Pocilloporidae.